Molecule: messenger RNA, 765 nt
Organism: Danaus chrysippus (African queen)
Lineage: Eukaryota; Metazoa; Arthropoda; Insecta; Lepidoptera; Nymphalidae
Source: the annotation of a GenBank genome assembly
AUGGUUGAAAUGGGUGAGAAAUAUAAUACUAAGUGUCCUGGUGUUAAAAGACUAAUGAGAGAAGCCAUGGAGUUAGCGGAAGCAACCGAAGAAUAUUGCGCCAGACCACUCGAAGACAACCUGUUUGAGUGGCACUUUACUGUACGAGGACCUGUGGGAACUGAUUUCGAGGGUGGUGUUUACCAUGGCAGAAUAUUGCUACCAAAAGAAUACCCUAUGCAUCCACCACACAUAAUCUUGCUUACUCCAAAUGGAAGAUUUGAAGUUAAUAAAAAAAUAUGUUUAUCAAUUUCUGGACACCAUCCAGAAACCUGGCAGCCAUCCUGGUCGAUAAGAACAGCUUUAUUAGCUCUGAUUGCCUUCAUGCCUACUCCAGCUGAAGGAACUAUUGGAUCUUUAGAUUAUUCUCCUGCAGAACGGAAACUUCUUGCCAAAAAGUCUAACACGUGGGUGUGCUCUCAGUGUGGCGAUAUUACAGCAUUACUUUCUUCCACUGCCGCUAAACCACCUACAGAGGAGGAGCAAACCGUGUUAAAUCAAAUAGCAUUCAAGGGUGAAGACGAGCAAGCAAGGCCUGCACCAGAACCUGUCUUUGAGCCUCAGAAUGUACCACAAUAUGCAGAAAGAGUUCUGGAAUCUUCUGACAACACAACUAGUUUUCUGGACCAAUUAACUGAGAUCUUGGUGGCUCUGCUGGUAGGAGUUAUUGGUAUAUUCAUUUAUAGACGUUGGAAUGCUCAUAUGCCGGUUGAACCUGAACUAUAA